AUGAGUUUUGACGAUUUAGGUUACAAUGACUUCUCAAUAUCACUAAAUUAUUUUACGUCAUUACCUGAUAUAUCAUCAUUAACAGAUUCUAAUGAAGUUGUGUUGUUCAAAUCUUUGUUAAAGAAAGAAUCAAAAACAAAAGAAAAAGCAUUAAAUGUAUUAUUAUCUUCAAAUAUAGAUGAAUCUACUUUCAUUGCUUGGUUACAGUUAUAUCCCAAGUUAGCAAUUGAUAAUUCUAAAUCAGUUAGAUUAUUGAGUCAUCAAGUUCAUUCAUCUUUUUUAAAUACCUUGGGGUCAAAAAUUUUUACAAAAUACUUAAAAAGUUUUAUACCUAUAUGGCUUUUAGGAAUUUAUGAUAAUGAUAAGUCAGUAUGCAAUACAUCAUACAAGUUAUUAUUGGAAUUGUUUAAAAAUGAUCAAGAGAAGUAUGAUAAAUUAUGGGAUUUAUUUAAUGAACAAAUUUUAAACUUAAUAGGUAAUGUAAUUUGUGUUGAAGUUCCGGAAUCAUUAAGUGACCAAAGAUAUACUAAUGAUUCAGAUAUAAUUAUGAAAUAUGAUAGGGUUUUAAAUAGUUGUGUUAAUAUGUUGAUGAAAAUUUAUAAACAAGAUGAUGAAACAAUUUAUAAAAUAUUAUCAUUUGACCCAUUUUGGGAUAAUUUAUCAACUAGUUUGAAACCAGAUACCUUGAAUUUAACUUUAGUUAAAUCAUUAUUGGAUUUGAUUUCAGUUGUACUUAAAUAUGAAACUAAAUUGUUUAAAUUAAUAGUAAAGAAGUUUUUUAAAAUUAAAUUAAAAUUUAAACAAAAUAUAAUAUUUUCAAGAGUUAUUGUACCAUUUUGGGAAACUAUAUUGCUGAUUACAAGUUAUGAAUCAAAGAAGACUGUAUGGGACGGUAAAGAAUCCAAAUUUUAUGAAUUUUUGAAAGUUGGACCAUGUAAUACAACUAGAUUACAUGAAUAUUAUGAUAUAAUUUUUAAAUUAUUAAAUAAAUUUAAACAACAAGAAAGAGUGAUUGAUUUUUCAAAUGAUGAAGAAUAUAUAUUUACAUAUAAUAUUUUGUUUAAUCAAUUCAAGACUGCAUUUGGUGAUAAAUUUUGGUCAUUGAAAUGUUUGCUAAAAGUUAAUGCAUUGUUUGAUAAAGAUUAUGAUGAAUUAUUAUCUGAAGUGUUACCUAUCAUUAAUGAAAGAAACAAAGAUUCGAUCGAAAGCGCAAUAUCAAUAAAUUAUAAUGAAAAAAUGGGUAAAUACCUCACUAAAAUAAGUAAAGAAGAUCAUGCAGCUGAAUUUACACAAAUUUUAAUUGACGUGCUAUCAAAAGUUGGACUAAUUGAUCUAAUUGAAGAAAUUGUUGAAAAAGCAUUGGAGAAUGUUGAUGAAGAUAAAGUUAAAUCAUUUAAAAUUAUUAAAACAUAUUUAUUGCAUGAAUAUAAACCAAAUUUGGAAGUUGUAAGUUUUUUGCAAGAACUUCCAAGUUUUGUUGAACAAGAUUUUAUAGAGGAACCACUUGAGCUAUUGAAAAUUGCAAUUAAACAAGAGUAUUUGGAGGAUCAAAAUGAAACAGUUAGUGAUUUUUAUUUAAAAUUGAGUAUAGUGGCACCUAGUAAAAUUGAUCAUUUUAUUACAUCGAUUAAUAUCAAUCUCGAAGUUGAAAAAUAUCCUGAAAUUUAUAAUUAUUUAAUUGAAAAAUCAAAGAAUGAUCCACUGGAUUUGGAUUUAUUAUGUUCAACUAAGGAUAAAACCAUAAUUGAAAAUGUUGCUCAAAGUACAACAAACUCUAAAGAGUUUAAUUAUCUUGUAAAUAAAUAUAACUUACUUUCUAUGAUUGAUAAUGAUGAUGGAAUACUACAAGAUGCAUGGAUAAGUAAAGAUGAAAAGAUUUUGCUAGAAUUGAGAUCUAAUCAAGAUAAAUAUUUUAGAUCCUUGAUUAAAUAUCUUGAAUCAAGAAGUUUACAUGAUGAGAUACACAUAGAUUUUAUAGAAAGUGGUCCAUUACCAAUUGAUGAUAUAAAAGAUAGAGUUAAAAAAAGUUUGAGUUUAGUUAAUGUUGAGAAGGUUGCAGUUUCAAAUCCAUUAGACACAGGUAUUUAUUUAUGUAAAGGUGGUGAGAAUCCAAAAAUUGAUGAAUUCAUACCUAUCUUGGCUAAAGUAUUGACAAGUUUAAAAGAUUUACCAAAAGAAUGGGAGAUAUUAGUUUAUGUUAUUAAAGAGUACUUGAAUGAUUAUAUUUUUACACAAGAUUUAGAUGAAGUAGAGGACGUCAUGGAAAUUGCAGAUUCAAUUACUUUAAGAACUAUUACAUGGAGUGAUCUAGACUUUGAUGAGUUUAGUAUACAGAAUGACAUGUAUUCAUUUUAUAUAGCAAGAGUGUUGAAAAAGAUAGUUGAAACAUCCUUGGAAUCUGAAAAUUCAUCUUCAUUUGAAUCUAAAUCUAUCAAUUAUGUUGAAUUAGUUAAAAAUCCAUUAAAAUUUUAUGCCAUAACAAGUGGAAUUUCCAAAUUUAUAUCAUCCAAGUCAAUUGAUCGUGUUAAAAAUUAUAUAUUUUCAGAAAUUUUAAGUGUGAAAUUAAAAAAUUGUAAUACUGAUGGAUUAAAAUGGAUAACUUUAACUUUUCCAUUUUUCGAUGAUUCAAAAUUACGUAUACCUGCUCAUAAACUAAAUAUGAUUUUGAACCAUAUCAAAUCAUGGUUUCCUGUAAAAGGUGCUAUUUUAUAUGGUGACGAAACUACACCACUGAGUAAAUUAAUGGUUCAAAUAAUUAGAUUUGUUACUUUAUUAAAUAAAUCAGAUGAGAAGCCUGAAAUCUUGGAUGAUUUUAUACAUGAAUUAUACACUGAAAUGGUUGUCAAUUCAAAACUAGACACAAUUUAUUAUACAUUGAAAUUAUACAAUACUACACCAGAUACAUUAUCAUCAAUUAUGGAAUAUACAUUACUGGAAUCAUAUACAUCUGAUUAUACUCAAGUUAAUCAAUUAAUUGAAAGAACCUUGGAAACUGUAUUAAUUAGAAAACCUGUAAAUAUUGGAAAAGAAACUUGGUUACUAAUCUUCCUCAAUACUAAAUCAGAAAUUAUUCAAAGAGUUUGUACUUGGUACCUUGAAAAAAUUAUAUCUCAAGAACAACAAGAUUUAGUUAUUGAAUAUCAAUUGAGUAAAGACGAAAUAGAAUUAAAAUUACCUGUUAUAUUAUUAGAUAUCAUCGAAUCUGGUACAUUUCAAUUUCAAUAUUUUUCAGCUUGGUAUUUGAUCUUUGCUCAACUUAAAGAUAUUACAUUUAGAAUGAGAAAUGAUUAUAUUAAACAAAUUGAACAACAAUUGCCAAUUUUGUUUGAUAAUCUUUUUCAAUUUAGUGACAAAUCUAAAUUAGAUACUUUUAGCAUACUAGAGACUGAAUCAUUAGAACAAUUUGCAAUUUAUUUAUAUUGUCAAUCUGUCUUAUAUUGUUCAAAUCAAGUUCAAAUUUGGUUUAAAGAAAUAAGAGACAGACAAUUAAAAUCACGAAUUGAAAAAUUUACCACAAAACAAAUAUCACCGAUAUUAAUUGACAAAAUUAUGCAACAAGUUUCUAAAGAAAAAGAUAGAAUUCAAGGUAAAGAAGAAAAUAUGACUAUUAAAUUAAAUCUUAAUGAAAUUAAAUCUACAUAUAUAGUAGAUGAACAAAAAAUGGAAAUGAUUAUAAAAAUUCCUUCAAAUUAUCCUUUGGAUAAUAUUGUAGUUGAUGGACCAUUAAGAUUAGGAGUUAAAGAAAAUCAAUGGAAAGCUUGGUUAUUAGCAUCACAAAAGAUUAUAUCAUUAACUAAUGGAUCAAUAAUUGACUCAAUUGAAUUGUUUUGUAAAAAUGUAAACUUGCAUUUUUCUGGAUUUGAGGAUUGUGCAAUUUGUUAUUCAAUUUUACAUCAAGAUUUGUCAUUACCUUCAAAAACAUGCAGUACAUGUUCAAAUAAAUUCCAUGCUGCUUGUUUAUACAAAUGGUUUAAAAGUUCAGGUAGUUCAACAUGUCCAUUGUGUAGAUCACCAUUUAAUUUUAAGAAAUAA
Molecule: messenger RNA, 4032 nt
Organism: Insectozyma verbasci
Lineage: Eukaryota; Fungi; Ascomycota; Pichiomycetes; Serinales; Debaryomycetaceae
Source: the annotation of a GenBank genome assembly